This is a messenger RNA of Rana temporaria (common frog), 666 nucleotides long. It is a transcript of the gene ZNHIT1, whose product is annotated as zinc finger HIT-type containing 1. The transcript has 5 exons. The record is from RefSeq and is a predicted model, not a curated record. Gene Ontology annotation, cellular component: Swr1 complex. Gene Ontology annotation, molecular function: nucleosome binding. Gene Ontology annotation, biological process: chromatin remodeling. NCBI's taxonomy places the organism in Eukaryota, Metazoa, Chordata, Amphibia, Anura, Ranidae. The coding region runs from base 84 to 551 and encodes 155 amino acids.
UACCCUCAUUCAUUGGCCCACCCCCUUCCCGGAGCGUGCGCAGUGUCGUCGGCUGUACGGGGCAGAUCGCGGGACUCGCUAAUAUGCUGGACAAGAAACACUCCGUGCGCUCCAAUGACCCCUCCCAGAGGCGGGUGUUGGACUCCGCCACCCGCCAGCGCCGCCUCAACCGUCAGCUGGAAGCUUUGGAAAAGGACAAUUUCCAGGAUGACCCCCACGCCAACCUGCCGCAGCUCAAGCGCCUCCCGCAGUUCGAUGACGACACAGAGACCGGCAAGAAAAGGAAGAAAACGCGAGGAGAUCAUUUUAAGCUGCGAUUCCGGAAGAAUUUCCAGGCUCUUCUGGAGGAACAGGUCAGUAAUCUGAGCACAAGUGAAGGACCCAAUUACCUGACGGCCUGUGCGGCUUCAUCCAGCUUCCCCCAGCGCCAUUUCUGUACUGUGUGCGGAUUUCCCUCCAAUUAUUGCUGCGUGUCGUGCGGAGCGCGGUAUUGCUGCGUCAAGUGUCUGGGCACCCAUCAGGAGACCAGGUGUCUGAAGUGGACGGUAUGAGAUCUCCCUCCGCUGUGCGCUGUAAUUAUUGUAAAUAUCUGCUUUGUAAUGAUAAUUCUGUACAUUUUUUUUUUUUUAUGUCAAUGGUUGCUGAAAAAUAAAACAUGUUCUCUUA